Caenorhabditis sp. 36 PRJEB53466 is the source of this 826-nucleotide messenger RNA. Lineage: Eukaryota; Metazoa; Nematoda; Chromadorea; Rhabditida; Rhabditidae. The record is from the annotation of a GenBank genome assembly.
AUGCUGCGAGUGCUGGUUCGGAGCGGAUCUGAAGCGUGCCGAGCGGUCAGCACAUCUUCUGCCGUUUUUGCAGUUCCAGUCCGAAAGGAAGAUCUCUCGGCCGAACAGAUCUGGGAGAGACGGUCGAAAUUACGAAUUCCGAAGUUGCAAAAGGACGAGCAGUUGUCAUCGAAAGUAUAUUUUGCACCCGAAUGGGAUCUCGAAAAGAAACCGAACUUGGACGAAGGAUUCGUGAAUCCAUUGAAGGGAUUCGGAAUGACCCCUGAGAAGUGGGAAUACUACAAUAAGGUUGGUGCAAUUCAGUGCUUCCCAGUUUCUAUAAAACUCUUAUUUUCAGGUCGUUUGGCCGCCAAACUACGUGGUGCCUGAGACUGGACUUCCGAAGCCGAAGGAGGUGUUCCAUUGCAAAGAAUCGGUUCAUUUUUCGCCGAAAAGAAUGUGGGCGGCAUGUCAGCUCAUUUGGAAGAUGAACGUCGACAUGGCCAUCACACAACUCGACAUGCAACAGCUGAAGGCGUGCUCUCUUCUGAUGGAAGCGAUCAAAAAGGCGAAAAGUCGGGCGGCCGACGAGUUUCACAUUGAAUAUCCGUCGCAAAUGUACGUGGCCGACGCCUUCCCGGUCCAGUCGAAUAUCGUGAAGGGCGCUCGUCGUCACGCCCACGAGAACUGGAACACCAUUCGAUACCGAUACAUUCACAUCUUCGUCCGCCUCGAGGAAGGCCCUGCUCCCGCCCACAAACAACGGCAUGCUCAGAAAGACGGAUGGGAUCACAUGGACGAGUACUACAGCUAUCUCCGGUCUCGAUCCAUCAAAUAUAGCAUCUAG